AUGGCUUUUUUUGUUGUUGUUUGUUUGUUUGUUUGUUCGGAAUCGAGCACGAGGAUUGCUCAAAUGUUUUUGCUUGACGUUAAAUGUUUGUUUGCAAACAAAACCAUGCAAAGCAACGUCGCGCGCUGCGGUGCAGUUUGGAUUUGCAAGCGUGCAGCAGAGCAUGGGAACGUUAGCAAACGUGUAUGUGCGAAAGGGGAGAAAGAGAAAAAAUCUCAGGAGCAGCGUGUUGUAAAUCUGGGCGCCUUUUGAUGGUUUUGUGAAAAAAGAGGCAAAGUCUUAAGCAUACCGCUAGGCUUGUGGUUAUGUCAGUUAAUGCAGUUUGCUGUUGGAAAUGGUGUAUCUGGGAAGCAGGGAUUAAAAAAAUAUAAAGCAUAUGAGGCAGCACUGUGUGUACGGUCUGGUAUUUGUUUAGCUAGCUAGCCAGUUGCUAACUACAUUCACAGAGUCCCAUUGCACGCAGCUGUGUUCUUGCUAACUGACUAGCACUACUCGGUUAGCCCAAAACGGCCUGCUGCUUGUCUCGUUUUGACCAACCAAGGUUUCCUUCAGCUUAACCCUUUCUUUGCGCUCUUUUCCUUGAAAGUUGUUCAUUGUCUACAAGGCUGCUUUUUGUCCACAGCCUUUCACAGGUGUUGCUAGAUUGAGGUUGUUCAACCGUGGCCUUUCUAUAACGGAGCUGAUUUUUGGUGCUGGACGCAAGGCCUUUCUGAAACACGAGUGGUUCUUGUUGUUUUUGUUUUUGUUUUUGGUUAAAGCAGAGUUGGAGCAAAGCGAACUUUUUUGCCAAGCUCGAGGGAGGAAUUUCUACUUCCCUGCUUUAGAAACUUGUAGACCUGGGUCAACUGACAGCUAUUCGGAAUAUGUUUUGUCCAUCACAACAAACUAAAUUUUGACGAGGCAUUACCAUUGAAGCAUGCUUUGCUUAACACGCAUUUGCAGCAUCCACACACUGGUCUACUCCAUUGAUUUCUGAAGUGGAUGCCGAAAUGCUGACUUGCCUUUUAUGGCCAGAUAUAUGGUUUAAGAGCUAGCAAUCUCAGCACUAGGAGGUCAGUUUGGGUAGAAAAAAUAGCAGGCCCCGUGUGGAACAGCGCUUCUGAAACAGACAUGGAGGGUUGUUAUGACCACAAGAGGUUAAUCUCCAUGCACAACUAGCCAUCUAGCCCUUUUUGCUGAAUCAGUAAAUAUUAACAGGACAGAGUAUCCUCUCCGUCACCUAAAGUCAUAAAGACGUUUCGAUGCAAAAGCCAGCUGAUUUGCUCCUACAGUGAGUGCAGCUUGCAUGUAAUUACCGAGCUGAAAAUAAAGUGUGAACCUGCUACGUCUUCCAUUUCCAUUUCUUUUCUACCUCCUUCUGAUGUGGUGGUCAUGGAGGCUAGGUUCGGUUUGGGCUGAGGCAUCUUCCUUUCUUCUCCCCUCGAGAGAGGGGUAGGAGAUUGGUUGCUGCCUGGUUUAUAGGAAACAGCCACAUUGCUUGUUAAGCAAACUGUACAGACAACGCAAAGGACUAUCUAUACUGAGAUGAAGUCGUGCCAGACGCGGAAGGGAGAGACGAUAAAGGAAGCUAUGUCACAGGAGGAAGGGUCGAGGACGCAUUCCACGCAGACCUACUACCAUCAUACCUCUCUAGCAGACAGCGACCUAUCACCAAAGCUCUACAAGCAGGAGGGAGUGUCCAAGCCCUAUUCGGUGCUGGUGGACAACAAGAUGCCCACCAAAGCGCUGGUUCCUGACCUCGAACCCAGUCCGGCUCCUCUUCAGCAUUACUACAAAGAAGCUUCCGGAACCGCUGGAGCCGAGGGAGGGGUGAAGACCAAAAAUGACGGGACGUCUGAUGACACAGAGGAGGAGGAGGAGGAGGAAGAAGAAGAAGAAGAAGAGGCGGAGGAGUUCAAGCGAGCACAGAUCAUUGUUGAGGUGAACUUGAACAAUCAGACCUUGCACGUUUCCAAAGGAGACAAGAGCAUCCCUGCAGGAGAGGUGAAAAGUGACAGCGAAGAGGAAGAAGAGGAAGAGGAGGAUGAGGAAGAAGAAGAGGAGGAGGAGGAGGAGGAAGAUGGGGAAGACGAUAGUAUAGAAGAGGAGAGUGUUGAGGAGGACCCUGACGAUGAGGAGGAAGAGGAAAACGAGACCCGGAGGACGAGAUCCAAGCGGGCACGCGCAAAGAGUCACCACGUCACUGCAGCUACAGGCUCCAUCGGAGUAACCACAAGGGGGCGGAGAAAGAGCGCUGAAGCCCCGCCUCAGAAGCGCAGGUCGGCGAGGGAUGGAAGGAGCUCUGGUCCAUCUGCUUCAGGAGGAGGGAGGGAGGGUGAGGAGCGUGGAACACUGGCGUGUGAGAAAUGCCCACGCGUGUUCAACACCCGCUGGUACCUGGAGAAGCACAUGAACGUCACACACCGGCGCAUGCAGAUCUGCGACAAGUGCGGCAAGAAGUUCGUGCUAGAGAGCGAGCUGGCCCUGCACCAGCAGACUGACUGCGAGAAGAACAUCCAGUGUGUGUCAUGUAAUAAAUCUUUCAAAAAGCUCUGGUCGCUUCAUGAGCACAUUAAGAUUGUCCAUGGCUAUGCCGAGAAGAAAUUCGCCUGUGAGAUAUGUGAGAAGAAGUUCUACACAAUGGCUCAUGUUCGCAAGCACAUGGUCGCUCACACUAAGGACAUGCCAUUUACAUGUGAAACCUGUGGAAAGUCCUUUAAGCGCAGCAUGUCCCUAAAGGUGCACUCACUUCAGCAUUCAGGAGAGAAGCCUUUCCGUUGUGAGAAUUGUGAUGAGCGUUUCCAGUAUAAGUAUCAGCUGCGGUCUCACAUGAGCAUCCACAUUGGACACAAGCAGUUCAUGUGCCAGUGGUGUGGCAAAGACUUCAACAUGAAGCAGUAUUUCGAUGAGCAUAUGAAGACACACACAGGUGAGAAGCCAUUCAUCUGUGAAAUCUGUGGGAAGAGUUUCACCAGUCGACCCAACAUGAAGCGUCACCGGCGCACACACACCGGAGAGAAGCCUUACCCGUGCGAAGUGUGCGGUCAGCGCUUUCGCUUCUCCAACAUGCUCAAGGCGCACCGAGAGAAGUGCUUCCGGGUCACGAGCCCCAUGACCCAACAGCCUGCCAGCAUGCCCAUCUCUGUUCAUCUCACUGGCCACACCCCUUCUCCUUCUGGCCACACCUCCAGCCCACCACUACCCUCUCAAGGCACAUCCACUGCAGCAGCCGUGGGCCCAGGAAUGAUUGCUUCGGGAAUCAUUGGACAUGGCUUUUCCCAUUUGCACAUGCAGGCCACGCCCACGCAGCACCACCAAACCCAUUUGCAUCACCCUGGGCAUGCUCCUAUGACGAGCCACGCCUCUCCGCACCAGUCCGUGCCGUCCUCUCUCCUGCCGUCUCCCCCUGCGCUAUUUAAAAGUGAGCCGAUCAACCACUGCGCCCAUGAGGACGUGUACCUGAGGCCAGGCUCCACACAGCAGCACUAAAAAUAACCACACAGAUCCGCCAGCUGUUCACACACACAGACAGAUAGUGUGUUCAGGGGUGUAUGAGGGAAGCUCAGCAAAACAUUUGUGUGUGUGUGUGUGUGUGUUUGUGUGUUUGUGUUAGAGAGAGGCAUAUAUGUAAGUGCUGAUUGUGCAUUUCAUUGCUGGGAAGCAAUCAUGUGAUCAGAGAGGAUGUUAAAGGCUGGUGACCUCGGUGAACUUUCUCUCAAGUAAUUAUAAGCAUUAUUUUACACCUCAUAUACUGAUAAGGAAAAAUUCCACUUGCAUCAUAAUGAUGAAAACACGCCACUGUGUGUGAGCCAGCACACCUUCAGUCUCUUUCCUUUCUCUCUCUAUCUCUCUCUCCGUCUCACAUUCUGUAUGUUUCUUUGUCCCUCUAUCUUUUUCCCCUCACUUUCUAUCUGUUCCUCGCUCCCUGAGUGUCUGUCCUCUCGCUAUUAUCUCUCUUGUCUCCCUCACUGUCUCACUCUCUUACACACGUUCUUUAUACCCCUUUUCCCCCUCUGUCUUUCUUGCUGUCUGACUGUUUUGCCCUCCCUUGUUUUAUCCUCUCUCUCUUUCUCUCUCUUUCUCAUGCUCUUUCUCUCUGGCUGUCUCUAUUUAUCCACCUAUCUCACUCUCUCACACAUUCUGUGUCAGUUUCUUUGUCCCUCUGUCACUUUCUCUCUAUGUCUCUCUCAUCUUUUUGUCUAUCGUCUCUCUCUGUCUCACUCUCCAUCUUUUUGUCUCUCAUAACGUAUCCAGCUGCUGCUGCCAGGUUCUACGGGUUCAACACAAUUACUUGUAAAAGCUCUAAAUUUGAAUAAUGCAGUUUAGCCUUCUCUAUAUGGAAGUACACAUUUGACAUAAACACUUUGUGUGUGUGUGUCUAGAAACUUACACAUGCAGACUUUUAGGCACUUAAACUCAUAGAUAAUGUAACGCACUCAUACUUUUUUCAUGGUCGUCAGAUUUAUUGUGCGUUAUUGAAACCUUUUUUUUUUUUUUUUGGUGCUGAUGGCUUUGGGGAGUGUAUGUUCUGGAUGAGGACUCAUGGAUGUAUUCAGGCAAAACUUUUUAGGGGAAAAGAGACUGUUAAGAAAUGAUGUCGUGUCAUAAAAGACUUUUUAAAAAAAACAUAAUUCAUUAAUUAUGUUCUGUAUCAUCUAACCCACUUACCACAUAUUCUUAUUUGUAAACAUUACUGUUUUUAAGAGGAAUUUUUAUGUGCGUGCGCAUUAAUGGGCUUAAAAAAAAAGAGGUUUAUUUGUAUUUGUUUAUUCAGAUGAAUGUGCGAUUAGGGCGCCAUAGCGUGCGGCAGUGAGUGUGUACUUGUUCUGAUUGUCAUUACACCUCGGGAGGUGCUGCAUUGAAAGCUGCUUCUCUGUCUUUUAUGUGACUAUCCAUCGUGUGUGUGUAUGGGUACGUGUGUGUAUGUGUGCACCCAUUUUUAAAGUCUAUUUUGUUUCUGUUCUCUGCACUUUACUGCUGCAUUACAGAUUUGAGCUGAAACUGACAAGACUUUGUUAAUUAUGUCUAGCAAGUGAGAGUGUGUUCGUGUGUGAGAUGGUCAGCUUUUGGAAAAGGAGGAGAAUCACAUCUAAAGAUGGACCUCGAUUUUAACUUUCGCAGAACUUCAUUUAUUUUAUACUUUAACUGAUUUCUUCUUCUUACUGUAGAGACAGGGUAGAGAUGUUUGUCAGUCAUGUCUAACUUUUCGGUUUACUGAUUGUCCUCCUUUUCUUACGGUUGAUAGAAUGCACUUUCUACGUAAACCUUUCUAGUUAAGAAAUAUGAAGCCCAUGUUUAAUGUAUACUCUGGAGUGAUUUAAAGCAGAGGAAUGAACCCUUCUCCGUUUCUACCACUCGAGUGUAGCAGCGUGUGAUUGCAUCACUGUAUGGUACUCAGAUGCGUGGCUUUGCCAACCUCCAACUGUUUUUUUUUUUUUUUGUUUGUUUGUUUUUUUUUUUGGGGGGGGAUGUGUAUAAGAACAGACGACAGACAUGUAUUACAGGCCUUUUUUUUUAUAAUGCUCAUUUAACAUACUUUCUGAUAACUUUAGGAAGUAAAGAAAUAAUAAUAAGUAGCCACAUUUGUAACCUUGUUAGUCAUCAUUUCUAAUUAUUAUUAUUUUUUAUUUUUUUUAUUUUUUUUAUGAAAUGUGAAGUUUGUCUUAUGUUCAGGGUGUGUGUGUUUUUAUAAUCAAUCCAGCUCCUGUUUUUGACCCUUUGACCCUUUUCUGUCUAGUCCACAGAAGCACAGCUGUUCCACAUGAUUGUGUUGAGGUUAAAAGAGUGAUUAGAUUACAGAAGUGUUAGCGAAAAUAAGAUCACUUCCUUCAGGGAAUGUUCACUUUGACAAAUCACAGUGUUCUGAGAAUACGCAAUCCCUGAUACUUUGAAUGAUCAAAGGCCAACAAACCCAUACAUCAGGUAAGUGAAGAACAGUAUUAUAAUUCUGCAGUCUGAUAAAGGUAUCUGUGGUUUUUGACAAGUUUAAGCAUCAUUCGCACUUUCAGCACUGUUGUGGAUGGACAUACGUACAGCAUUUUAUUGAACUAAACAGAUAUGAAUACAGAUAAGAAUAAGAGGUGCAUUAUUGUUGUUUUCCUUAAAUCUGGUUAACCCGAGAGUUGUGCAUCAGACUGGGACCCUUGUUUAAAUUUUGGGGCAAUAGAAUGAAUAAUAAUUGCACAAGCAUGAUUAAAAACCAGUAUUGCUCACAGCUAUUGAUAAGAUCAAUUAUGAAUCUGAGUGAUGUAGCUGAGGUUGAGGAACUGUCAGAGCCAGAUUCAACACACCAUACUGACAGUGCUGACACAUCUACCUUUUGGGAUUUAUUUCCCCAGUGUUUCCAGGACAGCGUGGUAGGUUCAUAUUUAAAUUCUGAAAAAAAUGCAUUCUGGUUUAGGUCACGCCUACGUCUGGGUUAAAUACAAAUAAACUUGGAAGCUGUAAUACAUUUACAGAAGUUAUUUAUCAGAACAUUGGAUAUAUGUAUGAACAAAACAUAUUUUUUCCCCCCAAUUUGUUCACCUGUGAUGUAAAUAUUUUCCUAUCCACCAGCCAGCUCUUGUUUGUCAUACGCCAUAUAACAACCAGGAAGACUGAAGUCUAACACGUGCUUCCUCUGAAACAAGCAGAGGAAGCCAGCCAGACGUAUUUUCAUGGUGCAUCACGGCAGCGUUACACACUUGGAGGAACGUGCUGUCUGCCAUCUUCUGCAUACAUGAGCAAACAGACAACACAUAUUGGUUGAGUUACGGUGACAGCAGACAGAGAGUAUGGCUAAUUCUGCUCCCUUGGCUCUUGUGGUUUUGUCAGGAUUUGAACUUAUGAUCUCUCAAAGAUACCAAAUGCUUUUCUGGUGCACCUCUUGGGAGCAAACAGAUUUUUUUUUUCUAGAGAGCAUUUGCAUUUAACUGUUUGGCUUGUUGUUGUAUUAUGCAUGUUACUCCCCAGCUGAAAUUUUGAGGUUAAAAACACAGUGCAGUACUGUCAUAAACAAGUAAAGAAGCACACUGAUGAUGCAGCUUACAUCCAAUCAACCAAGUCUGGAAAUACUGCUGUCUAAUGAAAGCGUUUCUGUUUAUGGCCCAGACUGAAGAAGUGAAAAGUAAUAUUCAGCAUGUCCUCAGCAGAAUUACAAAUCCCUUAUGAAGAAAGUGAGUCAAAGGACAGUGCAAAUGUUCCAUCUGAGUGCCUCUUCCUACAGUCUGAAUGAUCUUUGUACAGAUGUGGAAGGUCAGGUGUGUUGACAUAUUGCUGUUUCCUUGAACAUGCACGACACACUUACUGCAAAAAAAAAAAAAAAAAAAAAAAAACAUUGCAAUCGAUGUUAACAAUCUGGCUACUUUUCACCAGAUUUCAUCACCGAAGGAAUCCAUCCUCUGCCUUAAUUGGAGUGAAAUACCAACAGUUACGCACCUGACUUCAGAUCAGUAAACCUAGACAUGUAUUGAUCAAUGAAUUUGAAGACUUUUGUGGUGCUCAGCUGGAUUAAAAGUCUGCACACAGUGAA
Molecule: messenger RNA, 7489 nt
Organism: Ictalurus punctatus (channel catfish)
Lineage: Eukaryota; Metazoa; Chordata; Actinopteri; Siluriformes; Ictaluridae
Gene: znf652
Product: zinc finger protein 652
Exons: 9
Coding region: 1525-3468 (647 amino acids)
Biological process (GO): regulation of transcription by RNA polymerase II
Cellular component (GO): nucleus
Molecular function (GO): RNA polymerase II cis-regulatory region sequence-specific DNA binding; DNA-binding transcription activator activity, RNA polymerase II-specific
Source: RefSeq, a predicted model, not a curated record